Molecule: messenger RNA, 1305 nt
Organism: Capsella rubella
Lineage: Eukaryota; Viridiplantae; Streptophyta; Magnoliopsida; Brassicales; Brassicaceae
Product: alkaline ceramidase
Exons: 3
Coding region: 266-1033 (255 amino acids)
Biological process (GO): autophagy; defense response to other organism; response to salt stress
Cellular component (GO): membrane
Molecular function (GO): hydrolase activity, acting on carbon-nitrogen (but not peptide) bonds, in linear amides
Source: RefSeq, a predicted model, not a curated record
AGAAGACGAAACGAUCGUCAGAGAGAGAGAGAGAGAGAGAAAGGUCAUCCCCCUCCCAUCAUCAUCCCUCACUCUGAGAAGAUUUUGUUCUCAUCUGAUUCCGCCGAUCUUCUCAUGGCCGGACGUUGCUGAGAGGCUUUAAGAAGAGAUUUGCGCGAUUUGAGUGAGACGCGGUGAAGGAAGGAGAUAGAUCUCUUGUAUCGCGAGAACACGUGUCUAAAGGCAUUCACUAAGGAGUAUAAUUCAUACUGAGAGAGGAUAGAAGAUGGCUGAUGGGAUAUCAAGCUUUUGGGGUCCCGUGACUUCUACUAUAGAGUGCUGUGAGAUGAACUACGCCUACUCAUCCUACAUUGCAGAGUUCUAUAACACCAUUUCCAAUGUCCCUGGAAUCCUAUUGGCUCUCAUUGGUCUUGUCAAUGCGUUAAGGCAACGGUUUGAAAAGAGGUUUAGCAUUCUUCACAUCUCGAAUAUGAUUCUCGCUAUUGGCAGCAUGCUCUACCAUGCCACUUUGCAACACGUACAACAACAGAGUGAUGAGACCCCAAUGGUGUGGGAGAUACUUCUUUACAUGUACAUCCUUUACUCACCAGAUUGGCAUUACCGAAGCACAAUGCCUACUUUUCUCUUCCUCUACGGUGCUGCCUUUGCCGCAGUCCAUGCUUUCCUCAGGUUUGGCAUUGGUUUCAAGGUCCACUACGUGAUCCUCUGUCUUCUAUGCAUCCCUCGGAUGUACAAGUACUACAUUCACACUGAGGACACUGCAGCCAAAAGGAUUGCAAAAUGGUAUGUUGCUACGAUCCUAGUGGGAAGUGUUUGCUGGUUUUGUGACCGUGUCUUCUGCAAGACAAUAUCUCAGUGGCCUGUGAAUCCCCAGGGGCAUGCUCUAUGGCAUGUGUUCAUGAGUUUCAACUCUUACUGUGCAAACACAUUCUUGAUGUUCUGUCGAGCUCAGCAACGUGGAUGGAAUCCGAAGGUAAAAUACUUUCUGGGAGUUCUUCCAUACGUCAAGAUCGAGAAGCCAAAAACUCAAUGAGAAGAAAAAGGGGAUAAAAAGCCCAGAAGCAGAAGAUCAUAAAUAUAGUUUUUGUUCAUCGUUUUGUCAGAAUCAUCUCGACCUCGGUUUUAUUUUAUUUUUUGGAAGUGCAACUCUCUAGAUACAGAGUCUAGAUUUUUUUUUUAUCUUUCUCUUUUGUAUUAGUUAUUGGGAACAAUCUUAAGAAGAAUUGAUUUUUAACUAGCUGAAAAGCUCUUGUUUCUACAAUUUCUCUUUGUACCAUAGCUAUGAAUUUGUAGCGUUCUUCUGUA